Rotaria sp. Silwood1 is the source of this 1263-nucleotide messenger RNA. Lineage: Eukaryota; Metazoa; Rotifera; Eurotatoria; Philodinida; Philodinidae. The record is from the annotation of a GenBank genome assembly.
AUGGCCGAACCGGGUAUGAUCGCUGAUGUUGUCGGUCGAUCACACGCUCACGACUAUGUCAAACCCGAUAUAUUUGUUAAUGUUUUCAAACCAUUAAUUGGUUCACACAAUUUACUAGUUAGUGAAGGACAUGAACAUGAAAGAGCUAGAAAAAUGCUUAAUCCAGCUUUUCAUUUUGUCAACUUGAGAUCUAUGGCUUCUAUCAUGACUAAUGAAACAGCUAAAGCUAUUGACAGAUUUUUUUCAACAUCACAAUCAAAAUACACUGAUUUACACAUGGAAAUGAGUAGUCUCACCUUAUCAAUUAUUAUGUCGAGCGCAUUCGGUAAAGAUUCUUCAACAGCAGAAAAUUUUAGUCAAACCAUGUAUCAGACAAUUAACGAAAUUUUUGACGCAAUUCGAUAUCGACUGACGUAUACCAUUACUCAAAUUCCUUUUCUAUCACGUCUACCUCUCUGGCGCAAAAGCGUCAUUGAUAAUGGUGUUCGACGGGUCACACGUUCUGUUGAACAAGUCAUUACUGAUCGACGACAGGGUCGAUCUGCUAGUCUGUGUGCUGGUUCGGAUCUUCUUGAUCUCUUGCUAUCAGCUGUGGAUAGCGAUGGAAAAUCAUUUACAGAUGAAGAAAUCAAAGAUCAGGCUUUAACCUUCGUUUUGGCCGGUCAUGAAACGACCAGUAAUCUUAUGACAUGGGCAAUGUAUGUUUUGAUGACAAAUGAAUCUGUUUUUCGUGCAUGUCGUGAAGAAGUGGACAAAAUUUUACCGAAUGGUACGGAUCCUACUUAUGAACUUGUUUGUAAUCUAGUCGUGUGUGAAGCGAUCUUACAAGAAACUCUUCGUCUCUAUCCACCAGCACCUCUAUUUGUGCGAAAAUGCAUACGUGAACAUAUCAUAGGAAAAGAAGAACAGCAGCAGUUACGCAUCCCUGCUGGUACCACAAUACUCAUCAAUAGCUAUGCACUUCAUCGACGAGCGGACUACUGGCCUAGACCACUCGAAUUCGAUUAUACACGUUGGAUACGUGAUCCAAUAACAGAUUUGAAACCAAAAUUAGCUCAUCCUUUCUGCUAUUUGCCAUUCGCUGCCGGACCACGCAAUUGUAUUGGACAACAUUUUGCAAUGCUUGAAGCUAAAGUAAUGUUGGCUAUGCUCGUACAACGAUGCGAUUUCGUAAUUGAACCGGGACAGAAAAUUGUGCCAGAAUUCAUCAUUACCAUGAGACCAAAAUACGGACUUCGUGCUCGAGUCAGUAAGAGACUCUGA